Messenger RNA from Cyphellophora attinorum, 429 nucleotides. RefSeq names its product Single-stranded DNA-binding protein RIM1, mitochondrial. Gene Ontology annotation, molecular function: single-stranded DNA binding. Bases 1 to 429 code for a protein of 142 amino acids. The record is from RefSeq and is a predicted model, not a curated record. Lineage: Eukaryota; Fungi; Ascomycota; Eurotiomycetes; Chaetothyriales; Cyphellophoraceae. Gene Ontology annotation, cellular component: mitochondrial nucleoid. The transcript is spliced from 2 exons. Gene Ontology annotation, biological process: mitochondrial DNA replication; positive regulation of helicase activity.
AUGUCCUUCCUACAAUCCACCCGGCGCAUCGCCGCCUCCCCCUUCCAGCAACCCCUGGCCCGAGCGUUCUCAACUACGCGCGCCUCCCGCCUCGCGCGCAUGACACUCGUGGGCCGUCUCGGCACGGACCCCGAACUGAACCAAGCCGCGUCGGGAAAAGAGUACAUUAAAUAUGUGAUCGGGACAGACAGCGGGCCGAAGGACAACCGGCAGACGAGUUGGUUCCGGAUCACGAGCUUUGCGCAGGGGCCGAGUAAAGAUUAUGUGAUGGGGCUGCAGAAGGGGACACUUGUGUAUCUGGAAGGCGAUGCGAAAAUGGAUGUCUACGAGAAGGACGGGCAGAACGUGAGCUCGUUGAGUCUGAUCCAGACAAAGAUCGACGUGUUAAAGCGGCCGGUGCCGAAGGCGGAGGAGGCGGAGGCUGCGUAG